CUUCCUUYCCCCCMUUGCGAAUCAUGACGRCGUCCUACGCAAACGCCACUUCGAAAACAGCAGGAAAAAUGACAAAUUGUCACAGCCUCCAAGGGAAAUUGAGACUCAUGUCAGAGACACGGCAUUGCUCGAAACGCAACAAAACAACAACAAAGAGUGCGGUUGUGUUUACCGCAAACAGUAGUCYAAAAACAAAUGGUGGUGAUGUGCGAAAGCGYUCCUACGCAUCCGCCCGGGAUGGUAUGGGCCUCGUUGGCAUUCGCAAUGCCUCGAAACGGCGCAGCGAUCGGUUGAAAAUAGUGUCGGUGACUGCUGUUGUCGACAAGAAAAGCAAGGCACACGRCCACGGGGAGGGCAACAUUGGAAAGGCAUCUGCYGAUGCUUCUGCGGCGGGGGCAACCRCAAAAACGACCCMARCRCCAAAGAACGAGGGAGGGGAAGGAUCGUCCUCGUCUGCGGCACCKCCGUCCCAAGCAGCACCUCUGUCCCGGGGAGAAUCCAAGAAAGAAACGCCCCCUUCCUCCGAUGCCGCGAAGAACGGCGGCGGGGGCGGGCCCGGAAGGAGCAACACUCCGGGCGAUCCAGAGAAUCCCAGAGACGCCAAAGGAAGCAACGGCCCUGCACACACGACCACAACGACCACGACCACGACCACGAUGCUUCUGCACCCUCUGGACGUGAAAGAAUACGAGGAGGCGGAGGAACGCCAAAAGGAAGCCCUCCGAAGGAUCGAGGGAGCCCGGCAGCAGGUGUACAAGGACCAGGUCCACCAGGUAUGGGGUCUGUACACGUACGGCCUGAAGCACGUGCUGGGAAUCAAGGACCUGUCCGAUGCGCCCGAUGCCAUUAUGAAAACCAUGUAACAAAAAAUAGAACGAUAUGAAUCGAACCGAACCGAAUAGCUAAUCGAAUCAGUACGAAUAGAAUCUAUUGAAAGUC
Molecule: messenger RNA, 939 nt
Organism: Pseudo-nitzschia multistriata
Lineage: Eukaryota; Bacillariophyta; Bacillariophyceae; Bacillariales; Bacillariaceae
Source: the annotation of a GenBank genome assembly